This is a messenger RNA of Cladophialophora psammophila CBS 110553, 813 nucleotides long. RefSeq lists its product as uncharacterized. The coding region runs from base 1 to 813 and encodes 270 amino acids. The transcript is spliced from 2 exons. NCBI's taxonomy places the organism in Eukaryota, Fungi, Ascomycota, Eurotiomycetes, Chaetothyriales, Herpotrichiellaceae. The record is from RefSeq and is a predicted model, not a curated record.
AUGAUUCCACGAAGAGGGAAAUCUUCGAAGAAGAAAACCAAAAAGCGUGAUCCAAGAGGGAGACUAGCUCUUUGCCAAACGAGGCUUGAUAAGCAUGCAGACGCUGUUCGGAUCCUAGGUCGAUUUGAACCACGGGCAGCGAAACUCGUCGAAGGGGCCCGCAAGCUCCUCCAGGCUGAAUCCAUGCCAAAUCGAGAUUCGGAAGUGUAUGCCAGAAUCCUCGAGGAUAUCCGACGUCAGACAACACCGGCAAUCAUGAUGCUUUUUGCUGGAACCAUUGGGCAGCAACUUGCAAGCCAUUUGCCAUCUCCCGAACGAACAAGCUUGGUACAAUUUGUCACGUCACGCCGUUCCAAGUGGUCUUGCCAGGUCCUGGAGUCGCUUGCUGAAGCAUACGAGUUCACUCAAUUAAAUAUCCUCCCAUUGGACCAUCCACGUAUGACAACGACUGAAACCAUUGAUGAGGUUAUGAAGACUUCCGGGAGCACUGCAGUCAGACAAGAACAUAACCAGGAGCAGAAACUUCGGCUCAGCAAGGAGAUAUUGAAAAUCAAUCCCACUGGCAAAUUCCGGUUCCAGGUACGUUCUCUCAGUAUCGCCAUCAUUCCACCUAACUUGCUUGAAGACACUAUGGUCGGUGACGCAUAUGGCUUAUCAAUCGAAGAAGCUCGAGGCAUCAUUAUGUCAGAUCAAAUCCGUGGUAAUGUUUGGUUGACGGAAACCUACAAUGCACAAUCAUUCUCGUUCAUCACAAUCCCAAUAUCCCAAGAGCUAAGCGAUCAGCUUACGUUCCAGCGACCGCGGAUAUUGUGA